Molecule: messenger RNA, 291 nt
Organism: Linum trigynum
Lineage: Eukaryota; Viridiplantae; Streptophyta; Magnoliopsida; Malpighiales; Linaceae
Source: the annotation of a GenBank genome assembly
AUGGAUGGCAAAGUGAUUAGAGCAGGUGUUAUUAAGACAACUGCAGCCUUGGUAGAUAGAGGCUUGGAGGACUCGGACACGCCCUUGAUUCAUAUGUACGAGCUCUUCAAGUCGACGAACAAAAGUAAUCGAUUAGGAAAGGAGAAAGGGGUACAAAGCUCCAUUGUACGAGUCGAGAUUGAUGCAUUGUUGAAUGAGGUACAUGUGGAUGUUGGGGUAAGAAUGGAGGAAGAAGAAGAAAAUGAAAGGGGAACAAAUAUAUCUCCUCAGAUAGAUGAGGAGGAUAGAUGA